GAAGAAGCAAGAUGGCGGCGCUCGGUACGGCACGGUGCUUAUUUCGAGGCUGUUCUUGGCUGCAAAAUGUUCAGAGAAAUAAAAACUUGCUUGACAGAUGUAGCACCAGGACGUUUUGCAGCGAUACACAAGACAGUGUGCAAAACCAUGCAAAGCCCCAAUUCACAGAUCCACUUGUGCAGAGCAUCCUCACCAGGAUAAGUGGCCUGGACCUGCAGAAGGUGUUUCAACCGCUUAAACAGGAACUGAAGCCGCCAACGUAUAAACUCAUGACCGAUGAACAGUUGGAGCAGGUGGUGAAAUUGGCCACAGAGAAAGCUAAGAAGCUGCUGCAAAUGCCACCUGUUUUACCCGAGAGGAAGCCCAUUAGUGACGUACUGUCUGUGGACAAGAUUCUGGAUGGCACGGAUACAGCAAAAUACGUCUUCACAGACAUAACUUACAACAUUCCACACAGGGAAAGGUUCAUUGUUGUCAGGGAGACCAAUGGCACUCUAAGAAAAGCCACCUGGGAGGAAAGAGACCGGCUCAUUCAGGUGUACUUCCCAAAGGAGGGACGGAAACUCACUACACCUCUUCUCUUCAGUGAGGAGAACCUAAAGAUGGCAUUCUCUCAGGACCGACACAAAGAUGUGUUGGACCUGUGUUUGGUCCAAUUUGAACCUGACUCAUCACAGUACAUCAAGGUGCAUGCUGCCACCUAUGAGAAUCUGGAGAAACAUGGGAAAUAUGAACUUCUUCGUUCUACCCGGCACUUUGGAGGCAUGGCCUGGUACCUGGUUAACGCUCGCAGGAUUGAUGGCCUCAUUGUGGACAUGCUGAAGAAGGAAUUUGUGCCGGAUGCAGUAAGCCUCGUGUCCCUCUUCCACCUGGUGCACCCUCACAGUGAGUCAGCCCAGGAAGCUUCCAGCCUGAAGGCUACAGACACUGACCUUCUCAAGAUCUAUGCCCUGAAGGAAUCCCAGAGGUCGGGCUACAUUGAGUUGGCCUUGCAGGCAUAUGAACAGACCGUGCCUAACAGCGCUGCUGUCUGAUCGACUUACUCUCAUUUGGAAUUCUGCAAAUCGACAGAGAAAGAUAACCUCAAGCUAAAGGGGAUGCUAUGUAGCCUCUCAUUUGAAGUCUAUGCAGAGAGUUUUGUCACGGUACAGUAAUAUGUACUUCAUAAAUUAACAGUUUAUGGAGACAGAUUGCAUGCCAAUUGUGUUUGGAGUUUGUGUCCUACCUACAGUUUCUACAUAAAUGAACUGAAUUCACUGAAAUAAAAAUGUCGAUGUA
Messenger RNA from Phycodurus eques (leafy seadragon), 1278 nucleotides. RefSeq names its product mitochondrial ribosomal protein S22 (gene mrps22). The record is from RefSeq and is a predicted model, not a curated record. NCBI's taxonomy places the organism in Eukaryota, Metazoa, Chordata, Actinopteri, Syngnathiformes, Syngnathidae. Gene Ontology annotation, cellular component: mitochondrial small ribosomal subunit. The transcript has 8 exons. The coding region runs from base 12 to 1034 and encodes 340 amino acids. Gene Ontology annotation, molecular function: structural constituent of ribosome.